AUGCUCGUGCUGCCUGUGCCUGUGCUGCCCGUGCCUGUGCUGCCCGUGCCUGUGCUGCCCGUGCCUGUGCUGCCCAUGCCUGUGCUGCCCGUGCCUGUUGCUGCCCGUGCCUGUUGCUGCCCGUGCCUGUGCUGCCCGUGCCUGUGCUGCCCGUGCCUGUUGCUGCCCGUGCCUGUGCUGCCCGUGCCUGUGCUGCCCGUGCCUGUUGCUGCCCGUGCCUGUGCUGCCCGUGCCUGUUGCUGCCCGUGCCUGUGCUGCCCGUGCCUGUGCUGCCCGUGCCUGUUGCUGCCCGUGCCUGUGCUGCCCGUGCCUGUGCUGCCCGUGCCUGUUGCUGCCCGUGCCUGUGCUGCCCGUGCCUGUGCUGCCCGUGCCUGUUGCUGCCCGUGCCGGUGCUGCCCGUGCCUGUGCUGCCCGUGCCUGUGCUACCCGUGCCUGUUGCUGCCCGUGCCUGUGCUACCCGUGCCUGUGCUGCCCGUGCCUGUGCUGCCCGUGCCUGUGCUGCCCGUGCCUGUUGCUGCCCGUGCCUGUUGCUGCCCGUGCCUGUGCUGCCCGUGCCUGUGCUGCCCGUGCCUGUUGCUGCCCGUGCCUGUGCUGCCCGUGCCUGUGCUGCCCGUGCCUGUUGCUGCCCGUGCCUGUGCUGCCCGUGCCUAUUGCUGCCCGUGCCUGUGCUGCCCGUGCCUGUGCUGCCCGUGCCUGUGCUGCCCGUGCCUGUGCUGCCCGUGCCUGUUGCUGCCCGUGCCUGUGCUGCCCGUGCCUGUUGCUGCCCGUGCCUGUGCUGCCCGUGCCUGUUGCUGCCCCUGUCGCUGA
This is a messenger RNA of Closterium sp. NIES-65, 807 nucleotides long. The record is from the annotation of a GenBank genome assembly. NCBI's taxonomy places the organism in Eukaryota, Viridiplantae, Streptophyta, Zygnematophyceae, Desmidiales, Closteriaceae.